AUGGCGGACCCUCGGCAAAUGUGGGAGAACCUCCAGAGGAACAUGCAAAGAGUACAGCAGCAAGGGCAGAGGUUCGGUGGAAGCGGCGGUGUCCCUACUCCGCGCGGUGCUAUCGGUGGUCUUGGAGGCCUGCUAUUACUCGGUGGCGGCGUUUGGUUUUUCAACAAUGCGAUUUUCAACGUCGAGGGUGGUCAUCGUGCCAUCAAGUACACCCGUAUGGGCGGUGUCGGAAAGGAAAUCUUCGCGGAAGGAUCACAUAUCAAAAUCCCCUGGUUCGAGACGCCCGUCGACUACGACGUCCGCGCGAAACCGCGCAACGUCGCAUCCCUGACCGGCACCAAGGAUCUGCAGAUGGUUAACAUCACCUGCCGUGUACUUUCGCGUCCCCGGAUCGACGCGCUCCCCCACAUCUACCGCACACUCGGCACCGACUACGACGAGCGCGUGCUGCCCAGCAUCGUCAACGAGGUCCUGAAGAGCGUGGUCGCCCAGUUCAACGCCAGUCAGCUCAUCACCCAGCGAGAGAACGUCUCGAGGAUGGUCCGGGAUGAACUCGUCGACCGCGCGAGCAAGUUCAACAUCCUCCUGGACGACGUCUCGUUGACCCAUCUCGCCUUCUCCCCCGAAUUCACCGCCGCCGUUGAAGCCAAGCAGGUCGCCCAGCAGGAGGCGCAGCGGGCGGCCUUCGUCGUCGACAAGGCCCGGCAGGAGAAGCAGGCGACCGUGGUCCGCGCACAGGGUGAGGCCCGUUCCGCCGAGCUGAUCGGUGACGCGAUCAAGAAGAGCCGCGCAUACGUCGACCUAAGGGAAUUCGAGAACGCCCGCACCAUCGCCACGAUCCUGGAGAAGAGCAACAACAAGGUCUACCUCGACACUCAAGGUCUGGGUCUCAACAUUGCACAGACCACCUCGGAGAAGGCGGCGGGUCGGAAUUUGAAAUGA
Messenger RNA from Dissoconium aciculare CBS 342.82, 942 nucleotides. RefSeq lists its product as uncharacterized. Gene Ontology annotation, biological process: mitochondrion organization. Gene Ontology annotation, cellular component: mitochondrion; membrane. Lineage: Eukaryota; Fungi; Ascomycota; Dothideomycetes; Mycosphaerellales; Dissoconiaceae. The record is from RefSeq and is a predicted model, not a curated record. Bases 1 to 942 code for a protein of 313 amino acids. The transcript has 3 exons.